This is a messenger RNA of Argiope bruennichi, 5116 nucleotides long. Its product is annotated as formin-2-like. The record is from RefSeq and is a predicted model, not a curated record. Gene Ontology annotation, cellular component: cytoskeleton; cytoplasm. Gene Ontology annotation, molecular function: actin filament binding. The coding region runs from base 119 to 4594 and encodes 1491 amino acids. NCBI's taxonomy places the organism in Eukaryota, Metazoa, Arthropoda, Arachnida, Araneae, Araneidae. Gene Ontology annotation, biological process: cortical actin cytoskeleton organization; actin filament network formation; intracellular signal transduction. The transcript has 29 exons.
GUUUUAAUGUAAACUACAGAUGAUGAACUGAAAAUCGUGAACAAACUAAAAAUAUUAUGGAAAUUAACCAAAUAGAAACAAGAACGUCAUCAAAGAACGUCCACUUUUAUGUUUGAAGAUGGAAUACUGGGAUUUUCUGUACUGGAGAGAAGAGCUUCCUCAAAUCAGCAAGGACUCUGGAAAUGCUUGUAAUUCCCUGACGGAGGAAAACAUAGAAGCGAAGUACUGUUCCUUUCUACAUUCAGCUUCGAGCACCUAUGCUAUUCCUUGGCGAUCAGACCCCGAGUAUAGACCUGUCAAAGAUCGAUUCUAUCCGCAGGCAGAUCGGGUGCUACCAGAUCCAGAGGAAUGUCAAUUGCUUUCCUUGCUCGGCAGCGCCCUCUACACGGAAGACGGGGAUGCGCAUCCUCCGACUCCUUUUGCAGGCAUCCCCCCGGCCGCCUCCAGCCCAGCCUCCUUCCACCGCCAGUUGGUGGCCCAGCUGCACAAGAAGCUCAGCAGCUCCCCAGAUAUGGGCAACAGGGGUAGCAGCAGCAGCAAUGCUCCCAGCCCCGACAAGAAGCCGUCCGGCACGGGACAAUCCGGAAAAUCGUCCAAAGAAGCCUCUAAAGUUGCCAAAAUCGAGAGCAAAAAUGCCAAAGGAUCUAAAAUCCAAAAUUCGGCUGAAAAAUAUCUUUCCCGAACUCCACCGAAAGACUUGCCGUUCAGGUCCGAGAGUGGAGAUAGCCUCGUGUCAUCCGGCAGCCAGAAUUCCAAUCGAAAUUCGGGUAUCAGAGUUGACUCGACACCAAGUCCGGAUACCAGUUCCGUCUCCAGCUCACUCUUUGUUGACGUCCAAGAAAAGUUUUCCAGUCCAGAUGAGCAGGGAACGAACGAAAUUGAAACAUCCUCCCUGACGGAAUGUCCUUCACCUCCUCCAGUCGAACAAAUUAUUCCUGUACUGGACGCAGUUUUCUGCGUUCCGGAUGAGGUAGAACACAAUCUUCAGAGCUUACAGGAGGAACCAGAGGUGAUUGACAAAGUGGAGGUAGAAACCGAAAUAGAACCCGAACCCGAAAUUGAGCCUGAAGUGGACAUUGAAGACGACGAAGAUGAUGAUUUUGAGGAGUGCAAUUUCCAAGACACCACUGAGGAUCUCUCAGAUUCUUCGGAGCAGAUGUCCCCUCUUAAAGAGUACACCACCCCUGAAAGAAGACGUGGUACUCGUUCGUGUCCAGGAACCCCAGACACUCACCAUUCGGCGGACUCGAGCCUGUUUUACCAAUGCAGAGAGAGGAAAGGGUCCUUGGGCAAUGUGUACCGAGGAGGGGUCUUGCCAACCAUAGGCAGCGUAUUGAGGUUAAACCUGAGGGACGAGGAAGACACUCUCAACGAAGAGGACGAACUCAAGAAUUUGAAGGCUUCUACCCAAUCCCUGUCCGUCCCGCGUCUACAGGUAACCCCACACCGACACAGAUGCCGCAGUUCUGCUUUCGCGUCAAACAGGAGGGACAGGUCAUCGUCUGAAUUGUGCUUGCACGCUGCGCCCUCUACUGUACCGCAGGUUCUGCGAAGGUACUGUUCCCAGGGCCUGUCUGUUCCAAAAAGCGAAUGCUGUUUACGCAGGGUCGCCUCUCUCACACUUGACAAAGCGACUCUCGAAAAGCAUGUCGAAAGGCCAAAAUAUUUGCCACAAGAGCUCGAUUUCAGCAUGUACGAAAAGUUCCAAGGUCAGAUGUUGGUGAACUGGUUUAUUUCGGCUUUCCCGGAGGAUCAUAAAUUGAGUCGAAAAGAGUUGCGUCUGUUGGCUGCUCAGUUCUGCACGAAUCUGCUGUUUGCUGGAGUUCUUAGACAUGUCGAUCCAGAAAGCACGGACAAGUACUUCAGGCCGGAUGAGAUGUACCAGUGGUCUAAACUUGAAAACUCUGCCCCUCCCUCGGCCUACCAGACACCAGGUCGCCUGUCUCCAAGUGCCUGGCCCCCGAAAUCGCCAGUCUCUCCGGCCUAUUCGGAACGGGAGCUGAGGGAGGUCAUCGCUGAUCUUCACGAUCACAGGCUAAAGGAACGAGAAAAAACGUCCGUCUUCCAUUUUAAACCAGCUCACCGAAUAGAUUAUGAUGAAAGAGUAGCUAGGUUAGAAUUACAAUUGGAGAAAUACCAAACAUUAACGGAAAUCGAGGAGCUUACGAAGAGAGCCAAAUAUAUGUCCUGUCCAACUUCACCCCAUUCCCCUUGUGCUUCAACGCAGACGGAACCUCCCAGACCCACUCUAUCUUCCUCCAGCCAAUACGACAUCGCAUCCUCCGUCUCCCUUCUCUCCAGGUCUCGGUACUGUCAGACUGAAAGCAUCCGAUGUUGGAGCAAAAGCGUACAGACUGACAAUGGGUGUUCACCUCUCGGCCGAGCUUCGGCCUGGGUGCAGACAGAAGACACGGGCCCUGAUGUCAUCAGGGGUCUGCCAAGGACAAGAUCAGAUAUGUCGGAGAUCCUUCCCUCCCUUGUCACCGACCGAAAGACAUAUUUUUACAGGCCAUCCGGAAGUGUUUCGUCCUUUUCACUAUGUUCGUCCACACUUUUACCAGAGGAGCAUGAAGCAAAAACUGAUGUGUCAAACGAACCACCAAAUGCCAUGCUCUGUGAACGUUGCUCAAACUUAAAAGUGAGCCUGGCUUCCACCCAGACAGAUUUUUUACCAGAACUUCAGCCAGGCUCAGUUCCUACUUCUGAUGCGUCAUCGUCCAGCUCACCAUCUAACACAGCUUCCAUAUCACAUCCUACAAAUUCUUGUGCUGGAAUUCCACCUCCACCACCAAUGCCAGGUUCCAGCUCAAUACCACCACCUCCACCCAUGCCCGGUACAAGUUUCAUUCCUCCUCCACCACCACCGCCACCACCACCCAUGUCUGGAAGUAGUAUACCGCCACCACCGCCCAUGCCUGGAAGUAAUAUACCGCCACCUCCUCCUCCUCCACCACCUCCACCGGGAAGUGGAAUACCACCUCCUCCACCACCACCACCUCCUCCGCCUGGCAGUGGAAUACCACCGCCUCCACCACCGCCACCACCAAUGCCAGGAUGUGGACCGCCUCCUCCACCACCCCCUCCACCUCCGAUGCCAGGAUGCGGACCACCACCUCCUCCACCACCACCUCCUAUGCCUGGAUGUGGUCCGCCACCACCUCCACCUCCCCCAGGUUGUGGAGCACCUCCACCUCCUCCAGGAUUUGGAGCACCACCUCCACCACAGCCAUAUAUAGUUAGAAAACCUGCUAUCAUUCCGAAGCAACCCAUGAGACCUCUAUAUUGGACAAGAAUUCAGAUAAAUACCCCUGCUGCGGCAGAAAAAGACAGUGAGUGUCUGUGGGACAAUCUGAAGGAGGCAGAUCUGAAGAACUGGGAAGAAUUCGAAGAAUUAUUUUCAAAACAAACCAAAAAGAAGAGCCCCACAGAACCAAAGCACAACAACAAUUCGAAAGCGAAAGAGGUUGCUAAACUCCUAGAUCAGAAACGAUCCCAGAAUGUAGGCAUUCUCAUAUCAAGUCUUCACUUGGAUAUAUCCGAAAUUCAGAAUGCUUUAUAUAAUUUUGAUACAUCCGUCAUUAGCACAGAUACUCUCCAAUCCAUCUAUGAUGUAAGACCGACCCCAGACGAACUGCAGACGAUUUCUCAGCAUCGAACCGCCCAGCCUGAUGUGCCUCUCGAUAAACCAGAACAGUUCCUUUGGGAGCUUUCUCUGAUUCCUGAAUACGCCAUCCGGAUUGAAUGUAUCAUGUUUCAUGCCUCUUUCAGUGAGAAUCUGGAUCAAAUCGAGAACAAACUGCUCAAUAUGAAGAUGACUUGUGACUUUUUGAAGAGCAAAACAGUGGAAAAUGUUAUCAGCAUCAUUCUGUCACUUGGAAAUUACAUGAAUGGAGGCAAUGGUGUGAGAGGACAAGCUGAUGGUUUUGGACUGGAAAUCCUGCCGAAGCUCCGAGAUGUCAAAAGCAAGGACAACUCCCUUACUCUGUUGCAUUUUGUCGUUAAGCUGUAUUUCACAAUCUUCGAACAAGACAAACAGGCCGAGGAGUGUCACCUACCUGUUCCUGAGCCCUCCGAUGUCGAGCGGGCAGGAACGGUCAAUUUCGAUGACGUUCGAAAGGAGCUCGACAAGCUUUACGUCCAGACAGCAGCAUGUGAAAGGAAAGUGUCUAAAAUCCUGAAUUCAUCGGACGAAGAGCAUCAACAACCUUUGAAGGACACGAUGCAAGCAUUUCUUGAGAAAGCAUUUGCCGAAACGAGAAUGCAAAUGGAGAAUUUGGAAAGAUGUAAAGCGAAGUUUAAGGCCACCCAAAAAUUCUUCAAAUUCAUGCCGAAAUCGAACAACGAGAGCGAAUGGCCAAAAGAAUUUUUUGCCGUCUGGUUGCCUUUCUGCUCCGACUUCAAAGACAUAUGGAAGAAGGAACAGAAACUGAAGAUUGCUGAACAAAAGAGGGCAGAGAUGGUGCGGAAGAAAAUCCAAGAAUUACAAGAAAAGCAGAAAGCCAAUAUUGUUUUAGUUAAAGCCAAACCCACAGGACUGAAAGCACGACUGAUGAAAAUGUCUCUCCUCAACACAUCAAAGCCGGUCGCAACCUGACAACUCACCAAAGCAUGAGCGAACAAUUUACCUCUGCCUUAUGAACUUUGAAAACUUUCUCUGAACAUAGGUGCUACACUUUUACCGAUAAAACCCAAGAUUUUAACCCUUUAACGAAAGAGUGCAUACAUCAACGAGAGAACAGAGUCCAUCUGCCAAAAGACGACUGACCAAAUCAUCAUACAAUGACAAUGGAUCUGGUUUCAAACCAGUUUGGUCAAUCUUCUUCCAUCAUUGGCAUACUUCUUACAAAGUUUAAAUUUUUAAGUGUUUCUUUUUAGAAUUUUAUGGAAUUAUAUAUACUUUUUGAGUAACUUGUUGACUUUAAGCUUCAUUUUCCCGAAUUUCGUUUGCUACCUUGUACAGUUUACUCUAUCCUGUUUAUUUAUUUAUUUCCUUGUGUGCUUCUGUUUGUGAUGCACGAGAUUUCGGAGCUUUUAAAAAAAUGCAUUUUAAACUGAGUGGAGUAGAUUAUUUGUACAGCUUCUCCCCUAUUUCACCCUCCACAAGAAAUAGUUUUGC